Molecule: messenger RNA, 1203 nt
Organism: Morus notabilis
Lineage: Eukaryota; Viridiplantae; Streptophyta; Magnoliopsida; Rosales; Moraceae
Product: APO protein 4, mitochondrial
Exons: 2
Coding region: 9-1052 (347 amino acids)
Molecular function (GO): RNA binding
Source: RefSeq, a predicted model, not a curated record
UUCUUUUUAUGGCCCUGAGGAAGAAACUUGGGGACAGUUUAAUCUUCAGCUGGAGAAGCAAAAACGACAACAAAUGGGGAGAGGCAGUGAAAAUGUACUACUACAGCAGCAGCAGCAGCUCGAAGAAGAUGGACAUGAAGAUGCUUCGGUCGAUGUUACAGAAGAGAAUUCAAAGGAGGGCAAACGAUUUCCCAAUCAUGGCAUUGAUUCCUGUUGCCGAGGAAGUCCUUCGUUCCAGGAAAAUCCUCUUCCAUGGCGUCUCCACUCUCCUCAAAUUCUUCCCCGUUUUGGCCUGCAAGUUCUGUCCUGAAGUGUACAUUGGCGAGGAGGGCCACUUAAUUCAAACUUGCCAUGGCUAUAGACGUAGGUCCAAAAAUAAAGUACAUCAAUGGAUCGUUGGUGGUUUGAAUGAUAUACUAGUUCCUGUGGUGGCAUUUCACCUACAAGACAUGUUCCAGGAUGUCAUUAAACACCACGAGAGGUUUGACCUGGAACGUGUUUCUGCAGUUGUGGAGCUCUGCUGGCAAGCAGGUGCUGCUCCAAGUGAUGAAGACUUGUACCCCACCACCACCAUUGCCACCAUUACCACAAACUUGGAUGGUAACUCAGUUGCUUCUGAUAGAAUCGAGUCUCUUUCACCUCAAGAACUGCAAUCGGUAGCCAAAACCACAUUGGACGCGUGGGAGACGCUCAGAAGUGGCGUGCAGAGGUUGCUGCUGGCUUAUCCAGCUAAAGUCUGCAAAUAUUGUUCUGAAGUUCAUGUUGGUCCUUCCGGACACUUGGCUAGGAACUGCGGUAUGUUCAAGUUUGAGAGUUGGAGAGGAACCCACUUUUGGGAGAAAGCAAAGGUGGAUGAUUUGGUGCCUCGGAAGAUUGUGUGGCGACGCAGGCCUCAUGAUCCUCCCGUGCUUUUGGAAAAAGGGAGGGACUUCUAUGGACACGCCCCGGCCCUAGUGGAUCUGUGCACAAAGGCUGGUAUAGUUGCCCCUGUAAAGUACAAUUGUAUGAUGAAGAUUCAAGGCUUAUCUACACCUGCAAAAUUGAACUUUUGAAGGCAUAUUUAUAGGUGGUUAAGCUAAACUUGUUUCAAAGAAGUUGAUUUAAUAGAGAGAUGAGAGUUACUUAUACCUGAUUCAUUUGGUUCAAAUUUUGUAAUUAAUAUCUUAACCAUAGUUUGUAUUGCGCUUCGCAUGAAUCCUUAAG